Messenger RNA from Bradysia coprophila, 1527 nucleotides. RefSeq lists its product as uncharacterized. The record is from RefSeq and is a predicted model, not a curated record. Lineage: Eukaryota; Metazoa; Arthropoda; Insecta; Diptera; Sciaridae.
UUUUGCAUUUCUCACUCAUUUUCAAAAACAAUCAACGGCUUUGUCUUUAUUAUCACUUCACUACACAGCAUCAAAACGAGGUCAUCAAAACGAUAAUUUUUUUUGGGUUUUUAUGUGAGAGUCAACGCUGAGUCAGUAUGGAAUCCACAAUGAAUCAGUACGGAAUCAAUGCUGAGUCAGUGCGGAAUCCACGAUGAAUCAGUAUAAAGUCGACACUAUAUAUCUACGGAAUCACCACGGAAUUAGUACGGAAUCACCACGGAAUCUGUACAGAAUCACCACGGAAUCAACACGGAGUCACUAUGGAAACAACACGGAUUGCAUACAGAUUUACAAUUGAAGUGUUUUAGAGUGGAGAAUCAUUCCUAACUGAACAUUCUAAUAAAACAUAAUAAAACAUUCUAAUAGAACAUUCUAACGACCUGAGAAAAAUGUCAAGAUAUUUCGGAAAAUGGAGGCUGAAGACCAACGUCUCAAAAACAGUUUCAUGCGUCUUCCACUUGAACAACCAACAAGCUACACGUCAACUGAAAUUGAGAAUGAACGGUCGAAAGAUUAAGCACGAGAAACAUCCGAAAUACCUCGGCGUUAUUUUGGACCGCAGUCUCACAUACCGUCCGCACUUGGUUGAUUCCGCUAAUAGACUAAAACCAAGGAUUCACUUAGUCCAAAAGCUCGCCGGAUCGAACUGGGGUUGUUCAGGAAAAACGCUGCGAAUCACAACGCAGGCAAUGGUAAAGUCAGUGGCCAGCUAUUGCGCGCCCGUUUGGAUGCAUAGCUGCCAUGUUAAAAAAGUUGACACACAAAUCAACUCCGCUUUGAGAAUCAUAUGUGGUGCGGUACAACCAACCGAGCUUGAAUGGCUAUACGUACUCAGCAACAUCACCCCCGCCCACAUAUCGAGAGAGGAAGCCGCCAUCAAAGAGUGCAAAAAAAUUGCCAACGACCCAGACCUGCCGAUCUACAAAGAUAUCGAUACAGCGCCAGACACCCUACGACUGCGGUCCCGUAAGCCAAUUUGGUGCUUCUACAGAAAGGUGGAAAACAUGGACCUGUUAAAGGACAGAUGGAAAGCCUGGUGGCAAGAGACCUCGGUCUACAACAAAGACCUAAUUCAGGACCCCACCGAAGAGGUGAAAGGGAUGGAUCUACCACGUCGCACUUGGAAGAGACUCAACCGCAUACGCACUGGACAGGGAUGUUGUGCCUCACUCCUACACAAAUGGAAAGUGAUAGACUCUCCACUCUGUCAAUGCGGUCAAAUACAGACGAUAGACCACAUCGUGAGUGCCUGCGCGCUUCAUAAAUUUAGUGGGACACUAUUGGAGAUUCACCAGGCAACCGACGAUGCAGUUGACUGGCUGCGUGAUUUAGCCAUCGACCUGUGAAUUUGAGUCAUUGUCGGCGAGUUUCUUAAGAGUCAGUGUGCUAUUCAACGUUUUGUUAGUCGUUUGUGAUCAAAUCUAGUCAAUGUUUUUUGUUCUAUUGUAUAUUUCUUUCGUGUUUUUUAGUCAUUUGAAUAAAUAA